Molecule: messenger RNA, 2961 nt
Organism: Anopheles darlingi
Lineage: Eukaryota; Metazoa; Arthropoda; Insecta; Diptera; Culicidae
Gene: Catsup
Product: protein catecholamines up
Exons: 3
Coding region: 306-1760 (484 amino acids)
Biological process (GO): zinc ion transmembrane transport; intracellular zinc ion homeostasis
Cellular component (GO): membrane
Molecular function (GO): zinc ion transmembrane transporter activity
Source: RefSeq, a predicted model, not a curated record
GAGAGAGUGAGAAAGGCUGCUCUCUCGCAGGAACUCGUUGGCAUCCUUUUUUCUAAUUUUCUGUUUCUUGUCGUGAGUUUUUGGUUCCGCCGUGCAAAUAAACAGCGAUAUCGAUAUCGUCCCUCCCAGAACAGCCGGUACAGCCGAGAGCGGAGAUUGUGCGUGCAUUGACAAAGAAGUCCACGAGUUCCAGAAGAGAGCAAAACCCCUUACCCCGCCGUGCAGCUGCGUUAUCGAUCAGAAGUAGAUCGCCGAGUUGGCAGUGAUUCUGGCGGAAGCGAGAUAAAGCGCGCAAGGAAUACAAAAUGGAUCACGCCAAACAUCGGGGGUCCACGCGACCGGCAAAGAUUCCGCUGAAGGAAGAAUCGACCGCUUAUCGAGCGCACAUAGCGCUGGGACUUUUCCUCGUAAUUAUGCUGUUAUCCUUCCCGACGCUUUGCGGAGCGCAGAGAGCGCAUCAUGAUCAUGAUCACCAUCAUCAUGAUCAUGACCACGAUCAUCAUCAUCAUCAUCAUCACGAGCGACCCAGCUUUAAGUAUUCCAUGGAGGCUAACCAAGGUUUCGAGGAAAAGCCGGCGGUCGAUCCACAUCAGCAUCAUCAUCAUCAUCACCAUCAUCACGAGGGAGAACACCACCAUCAUGAUCAUGGUGAGGACGGCCAUGAUCAUCACCAUCAUCAUCAUCAAGCGAAACCUGCCGCGAAGGAACCAAGAGAUACCUUCUACAUCUGGGUUCACUCGAUCGGCUCAACGCUGCUGAUCAGUGCGGCUCCCUUCUUUAUCCUUUUCGCCAUCCCGCUAGACAACACCGAGGAGAUGCAGCCUCGAUUAAAAACGCUGCUUGCGUUCGCUUCCGGUGGUCUGCUCGGAGACGCAUUCCUGCAUCUCAUUCCGCACGCCAUCCAGCCCCACUCGCAUGACGAUGGCCACGGACAUGGACAUAGCCAUGGACACGGGCAUGGUCACGGACAUGGGGAUGGUGAACACGAGCAUGGCCAUGAUAUGCGCGUUGGCCUUUGGGUGCUGGCAGGAAUCAUUGUGUUUUUGGCAGUGGAAAAAGCGGUUCGUCUGAUCAAGAAGGAUGGUGGACACGGCCAUAGCCAUGGUGGUGCGCAGAAAGCGGUCGCACCAAAGCCUGCUCCUAUUGCAUCCGACAAGAGCUCUUCUCCUCCUGGAUCGCCAUCUAAGGGCAGCAAGAAAGAUAAGAAGAAGGACCAGAAGGCAGAACCCGUGGCGACCGCCAGCAAGUCGACUAAGGAAGAGGCCAAGGCUAAAGGAAAAGCCGUCCGGAAGGAACCGAAAAAGGAGGAAAAGAUACAAAUUGCCGGCUAUCUUAACCUAGCCGCUGAUUUUACGCACAAUUUCACCGAUGGCCUAGCGAUCGGUGCAUCCUAUCUGGCCGGCAACAGCAUCGGCAUUGUGACUACGAUCACAAUUCUGCUGCACGAAGUGCCACACGAAAUCGGCGAUUUCGCCAUCCUGAUUAAAUCAGGCUGCUCGAAGAAGAAGGCAAUGCUGCUGCAGCUAACGACGGCCGUUGGUGCGCUUGCCGGUACGGUGCUGGCUCUGUUGGGUAGUGGCAGUGAGGCGGCCGAAUCCUGGGUCCUACCAUUCACCGCCGGCGGCUUCAUCUACAUCGCGACCGUUUCCGUCAUUCCGGAGCUACUCGAGGAAUCGACGAAGCUGUGGCAAUCGUUAAAGGAAAUCACGGCCUUGCUGGCCGGUGUCGGUAUGAUGGUAAUUAUCGCACAGUUCGAGUAGGACUCCAUGGUCUGGUUGGGUCAGUUCGUCUCGUCCAUCGCGCUCCUGAGUGGGCGUUCGUUGUCGUGUCCUGUGUGCAUGCCUGUGUACCUUCCAACCACUUGUUCAGUGUUAGUUUUCCAACUUAUUAGUUUAGUGCAUACGUUUAAAUGUAGACUCGUUCUUGAAGAGACCACAUUCGUUACCCAGGAAACAUAUUUGUUAUAAUUUUUGCCAUCGGAAACUUAAUUUUGAAAAUGGUCCUGUCGCCCAGUACGUUUGCCCAAUUGAUUGUGCCCGAAGGAGUUUCGUGCGAUUCUUUAGUGAUGGUCUUUUUUUCUUUCUGAUUAAUCAUACCAGAACAAAAGAUGAAUAGAGCAAUAUUACUGAUAAUGUUAACAAGAAUAAAAGAACAAUAAGUGAGUACUGCUAUAGGUCCAUCUCAGUUCCUCUUUGUUUAACACUAAGAACUGCAUUCUUUUUUAAUGAUUCCCUCGCGACAACGCACUUGGAGAUCUUGUUCCGCACCACUAGUCUUAUCGUAAUGCUGUGGCAAGCAACGUGUUCCGUUUAUGUCCGGUACCACGGAGAGCUGCAUACCGACCACAGUGGACGCUGUAUCAAUCGUUUCUUUCUUUUCGAUUGCGCUGUGCUGCCACUAAGUUCAAUUCGUGCAAAUAGUCACGCAUUACUGAUAACAUUGACAACGACAAUUAGCUAUCUACGAUUGCGCGAGCGGUGUGCGCCCUCACCUUUGUGUGUUAGGUGCCAGGAAGGUUGAUUCAACGGCAAUGCUGGCCAUCAGCAACAUGUGCGCCUGUGUUCUUGUGUAGAAUUGUCGAGUGUUCCUUUUGUUCUGGGAUAAUUAGUUGCUCCUGUGUUCGUUCUGUAGUAGAAGUAGCGAUCGGUGGUUGGUGCCGUUGUCCUGAUGAGCGAUCUACGCGACAUUCAUCCAUUUCAUUUUCAUUUCUCCAGGGAUAUUGCCUUAUGAUUAUAGAAGAAACGAUUGAAUCAUGAUCAUUGUAAGACGCAGGAUAAUAGGAUCUAGGCGCAGUUUUUGGCAAGGUUUUUAGCUUAACAAUCAUCAUUCAAAGCGAAGCUCGGCUUGGCAACGAUUUUAAUGUUCAAAACGGAAUCGUUAUAUGUAUGGGUUUGUAAAGCGCUGAUUGUAAAACAAUGGCAGUGGCUGUUGAUUGUUUAGAAAAUAAAUAAAAUAUAUAUA